Messenger RNA from Drosophila takahashii, 293 nucleotides. Its product is annotated as male accessory gland serine protease inhibitor. Lineage: Eukaryota; Metazoa; Arthropoda; Insecta; Diptera; Drosophilidae. Gene Ontology annotation, biological process: negative regulation of peptidase activity. Gene Ontology annotation, molecular function: serine-type endopeptidase inhibitor activity. The record is from RefSeq and is a predicted model, not a curated record.
AAAAUAUUUAUCAUUAUGAAGCUGUUGAUCUUUGUUUUUGUGUUCAUCGCCUUUGCGUCCAGUGCUUUAGCCUUGAAAAAUGCUAUCUGUGGGUUUCCCCACUCUCGCAAUGGUGAUGGCCAAAUCUCCUGUGAAGCCUAUAUACCAAGUUGGUCCUACGAUAGUAAUCACAACGAGUGCAUCAAAUUUAUCUACGGCGGCUGUGGAGGCAACGACAAUCGAUUCGAUUCCAAGGAAAAUUGUGAAGAAGAGUGUUUGCAAUAAAAUUAAGUGAACAAAAACUAAAAAAAAAA